Sus scrofa (pig) is the source of this 2556-nucleotide messenger RNA. RefSeq names its product HGH1 homolog (gene HGH1). The record is from RefSeq and is a predicted model, not a curated record. NCBI's taxonomy places the organism in Eukaryota, Metazoa, Chordata, Mammalia, Artiodactyla, Suidae.
AUGGGCGGGGCCACUGCCACCUCGCCGCGCGGGGCUGCUGCCCCGAACGAGCUGAUCCGCAUGGGGGACACCGAGGCGGAGGCAGGCCCCUUGGCGGGUCGCCUCGCCUCCGUAGGGUCGGCAAUGCCGGAGGCCCACCCGACGGCGGAGGCGGCGAAACUGCUGCCCUUCCUAGCGCUCGAGGCGCGGGCUGACCUGCAGGCGGCGGCGGUGCAGCACGCGCUGGCGUUGACCGGCUCGGAGCCAGGACGCACGCUGCUGGCCGGCCAGGCGGCUUUGCUGCGAGCGCUGAUCGAACUGGCAGUGGCCCCUGCUCCCGCCCCGGCCCGAGAGGCCACCCGCGUGCUCAUCAAUCUAGCCGCCGACCCCGGCCUGCACAAGCCGCUGCUGGCGGCUGAGCCCGAGCUGCUUGCCUGCCUGCUGGGCUGCACGUUGGACCCACAGUGGCCCUGGGCCGAGGAAGCGGCCGCUGUGCUGGCUAACCUCAGCCGCGAGCCGGCGCCGUGUGCUGCGCUGAUGGAAGCGCUGGCGGCCUCGGGGCCCGGGGAGUCGGGCCUGGAGCGGCUGGUGCGAGCGCUGUGCACUCCCGGCUACAACGCCCGAGCGCCCCUGCACUACUUGGGGCCAGUGCUGUCUAACCUCAGCCAGCGUCCUGCGACGCGCGCUUUCCUGCUGGACCCAGACAGGUGCGUGGUCCAGCGGCUGCUGCCCCUUACCCAAUACCCGGACUCCUCGGUGCGCAGGGGCGGGGUGGUGGGGACACUGCGAAACUGCUGCUUCGAGCACCGACACCAUGAGUGGUUGCUUGGGCCCGAGGUGGACAUUCUCCCCUUCUUGCUGCUGCCCCUGGCGGGGCCUGAGGACUUCUCAGAGGAAGAGAUGGACCGGCUGCCUGUUGACCUGCAGUACCUUCCGCCAGACAAGCAGCGAGAGCCCGAUGCUGACAUUCGAAAGAUGCUGAUCGAGGCCAUCAUGCUGCUGACAGCCACAGCACCUGGUCGGAAGCAGGUGAGGGACCAGGGAGCAUACCUGAUCCUCCGUGAGCUGCACAGCUGGGAGCCAGAGCCUGACGUGCAGGUGGCUUGUGAGAAACUCAUCCAGGUCCUUAUUGGGGAUGAACCAGAACAUGGCCUGGAAAACUUGCUGGAGGUGCAGGUGCCUGAAGAUGUUGAGCGGCAGCUGCAGCAGCAGGACCGCCAGGAGCAGGAGCAGUGCAAGCGGGAGCAUCAGGAGUUGGAGCUGGCCCCAGAGCCACAAGCAGAGGGAGCUGCACCCACCUGAGGCCCCUGAAGCCUCCCACCAGCUCCAGGCCCACCUUUGCUAACCAUCAGUCCAGGCCUCCCAGACCAGGCAUGCCUGCAGCGUCCUGCCAGCUUCUGGAUCCGUGUGCUGAGGCUGUGCCCUGCUGAGAAGCAGAGCUACCCCUGAGCUGCGGGUCCUUGGUCCUUGCCGAGGGCUCCCGUGCAAAUGCCCAAUCAGCCUGGGGGGCGAGGACCUCCCUGUGCCCUUUUGCUUCCGCUGGCUGCUCAGAGGACGCCACCAUGACCAGAGCUGACAGACCCUGUGACGUGCCAGGUUCCUCCGGGGAAUGGUCAGUGGGGCUGGACGGAAAAACCCUGCAAGCCUGAGGGCCCAGCUGGAGCUUCCAGUCCCAACGGUGCUCCAGGUGGCCGGGCGUAGGGGAGCAGCCAGGUGCUUGCUGCCAGCCCAACUCAGGUCCCUCCAGCCAGGGACCCUCGGCUUGCUUUGCCUGAGACCCAGCCUCAAAGGGCUGACCUCGUGAGGUGUGCACCAGCCACGACCUGUCACGGGACCUCCCAGGACUGCACCCCCAGCGUGUCCUCCCGGCACUUGCUGCGUCCCCUUCAUCCACUUGACCUGGGCCCUUCGCAGGCUCCUCGAGCCCAGCUUCCCAGUCCUGGACUCGUGGGUGCCCUCAGGCUCCCUGCCCAGCUAGGCCCUCCUCCUGCUCAGCUUCUCUGGGCCCCGGCUCCCCAGAACCUCUUGCCUGCUGUGCACAGUCUCCCCGAUGAGCCUGCAGCCUCGCCCUUAGCCUGUCUUUCCCCUGACCACCCUCUGCCCCCUUGGAGCCCCUAAUUCUGCAGCCACCAAGCCUGGCAGGCUGUCAGCGUGGCCUUGAUCCCACAUACCCCCUUCCUGGACCUCCCACCAGACCUAGUGCCCUUUUUUGCCCUGGAGCCCUUGUCCCCGCACCCCUGGCACCACCAGUUCUUGGUUGUACCUGUUUUGUCAUGAAUUCCCAAAUAUUGCUUCUACCUUUAUGUUUUAAUAACCAUACCUCCCCUGUAAAAUCUUGUUUUCAAAGUAGGGGGAUGUUACACUUUCACAGUGUGACAGUGGUUAGCUGAUCUAGAAAGUCCAAAUAAAUCCAAAGCCACGUCAAGUCUCUGUUACAGCAGAGAAUGAAUGGAUGAGUUUUCACUUCAGUGCAGCAACUUCUUCCGAAGAGCAUAAGAAUCUUAGCACUGAGAUGGCCAGAAGUAAGGGUUGGCAAAAAUUGCUCCAUGGCUAAUGAAGGUAAAACUGGAAACAACA